AUGAAGCUCUCAACCGCGAGUGCCUUGGUCACCAGCCAGGCGGCCUACGCUGCCUCCGCCAUCGAUUACAACGCAGCUCCCCCAAACCUUUCGACUUUGGCCAAUGGCUCUCUGUAUGACACGUGGAGACCUAGAGCUCAUAUCCUCCCACCAAACGGCCGAAUUGGCGACCCGUGUGGUCAUUACACUGAUCCUGACACCGGUUUGUUCCACGUUGGCUUCCUGUACAAUGGCAGUGGUAUCGCAGGCGCUACGACCGAUGAUAUGGUCAGAUUCCGUGAUCUGAAUCCCAACGGAAGUCAAUUCAUCAUGCCUGGUGGCAAGAAUGAUCCUGUAGCGGUCUUUGAUGGCUCUGUAAUCCCUAAGGGAAUUGACGGCAAGCCCACCCUACUCUACACCUCCGUCACAUCACUCCCUAUCCAUUGGUCAAUCCCCUACAACCCAGGAGCCGAAACGCAAUCCUUGGCCGUCACAUCCAACGGCGGUCGCAAUUUUACCAAGCUCGAUCGUCCACCGGUCAUUCCCCUCCCUCCGUCCGACAGCGAUGUGACCGCUUUCCGUGACCCCUACGCUUUCCAAAGCCCGGAGCUGGACGCUGCCGCGGACAGCGCCCCGGGUACCUGGUACACAGCCAUCUCUGGUGGUGUCCACGAAGAUGGCCCUGGUCAGUUCCUCUAUCGUCAGGACCAGAAGGAAAUGAGCCUCGAGAGCUGGGAGUAUCUUGGCUUGUGGUGGCAGGAGAAGGUCAACACGACCUGGGGUAACGGCGACUGGGCAGGAGGAUGGGGCUUCAACUUCGAGACCGGUAACGUCUUCGGUCUGAACGAGGAAGGGUACAGCGUCGAUGGUGAGAUGUUCAUGACCUUGGGUACUGAGGGAUCCGGAACUCCUAUUGUGUCCCAGGUGUCAUCCAUUCACGAUAUGCUGUGGGCUGCUGGCAACGUCUCUAACAACGGAAAUGUCACUUUCACCCCAACUAUGGCCGGUGUCUUCGACUGGGGUGCUUCUGGCUAUGCUGCCGCUGGUCAUAUUCUGCCCGCAACUUCUCAGGUGUCCACAAAGAGUGGCGCCCCCGACCGUUUCAUCUCGUUUGUCUGGUUGACCGGAGACUUGUUCGAGCAGGCCAAGGGUUACCCCACUUCGCAACAAAACUGGGUUGGCACCCUUCUGCUUCCUCGCGAGCUGCACAUCAAGACCAUCUCAAACGUGGUUGAUAAUGAGCUUGCCCGGGAAGAGGGAUCAUCUUGGCGCGUAGAGCGUGGCCAGUCUGGCAUUGAGCUGAAGACCCUGGGAAUUGAUAUUGCUCGGGAGACGCGUGAAGCUCUCAUGUCUGGGCCGAAGAUCACUGAGCCCGAGCGCACAUCGAAGGAGGCUGGCCUCGUGCCUUUCCAGGUCUCCCCGACCACCAAGUUCCACGUCCUGACCGCCCAGCUGUCUUUCCCUCGCUCUGCCCGUAAUUCUGAUCUCCAGGCCGGAUUCCAAGUGCUGUCGUCUGACCUCGAAAGCACCACUAUCUACUACCAGUUCUCCAAUGAGUCAAUCAUCGUCGACCGCAGCAACACCAGUGCUGCCGCGAAGACCACCAAUGGAAUCGUCAGCACCAAUGAGUCUGGACGUCUCCGGUUGUUCGAUUUGCAGGGCGAUGCCCAGGAAAUUGAGACUCUGGACCUCACGGUCGUUGUGGAUAACUCUGUCCUCGAGAUCUAUGCCAAUGGACGUUUUGCCCUGAGUACUUGGGCUCGGUAUGUAUUCUGUGAUGGUCGACAACAAGGCAUUGGCUAA
This is a messenger RNA of Aspergillus oryzae RIB40, 1782 nucleotides long. Its product is annotated as glycoside hydrolase family 32 protein. The transcript has a single exon. Lineage: Eukaryota; Fungi; Ascomycota; Eurotiomycetes; Eurotiales; Aspergillaceae. The coding region runs from base 1 to 1782 and encodes 593 amino acids. Gene Ontology annotation, molecular function: sucrose alpha-glucosidase activity. Gene Ontology annotation, biological process: sucrose catabolic process. The record is from RefSeq and is a predicted model, not a curated record.